Messenger RNA from Corylus avellana, 1519 nucleotides. RefSeq names its product HSP70-interacting protein 1 (gene HIP1). Gene Ontology annotation, molecular function: Hsp70 protein binding; protein dimerization activity. Lineage: Eukaryota; Viridiplantae; Streptophyta; Magnoliopsida; Fagales; Betulaceae. Gene Ontology annotation, cellular component: histone deacetylase complex. The record is from RefSeq and is a predicted model, not a curated record.
AAUCUACUAGAAGUCUACUUAACACAGUCUCGCCGCUUUUGUUCUCUCUAGAAGAGAGAAGAGAAAACCGAUAGAAAAGCUACCGAUCCACAAGAGAAAAUGGACGCCGCGAAGCUAAAUCAGUUGAAGCAAUUCGUCGAGCAGGUGAAGUCCAAUCCCUCCAUUCUCACCGACCCUUCCCUCUCCUUCUUCCGCGACUAUCUCGAAAGCCUCGGCGCCCAGCUCCCUCCCUCUCCGUACGAGCAUGGCGACUCCAAAUCCGGGAGCUUCGUGGUGGAGGAGAGCGACGAUGACAUGGCUGACAUGGAUGGCGGGAAGGGAAAUGCGGACGAGGAAGUAGAAGAGGACGAGAUAGUUGAGUCGGAUAUCGAGCUCGAGGGGGAGACUGUGGAGCCUGAUAGUGAUCCUCCGCAGAAGAUGGGAGAUCCGUCGGUCGAGGUCACCGAAGAGAGCCGUGAUGCCGCCCAGGCUGCUAAGGCCAAAGCCGUUGAAGCCAUUUCUGAAGGCAAUUUAGAGGAGGCGAUUGAGAAUCUCACGGAGGCGAUUUUGCUCAAUCCGACGUCGGCCAUUAUGUAUGGGACCAGAGCUAGUGUUUAUAUCAAGAUGAAGAAACCAAAUGCGGCUAUUCGUGACGCCAAUGCAGCUUUGGAGAUUAACCCAGAUUCUGCUAAAGGCUACAAGUCUCGUGGCAUGGCAAAAGCAAUGCUUGGUCACUGGGAAGAGGCUGCAAAGGAUCUUCACCUGGCAUCAACGCUAGACUAUGAUGAGGAAAUCAAAGCUGUUCUUAAGGAGGUGGAACCAAAUGCACACAGGAUUGAGGAACACCGCCGGAAGUAUGAAAGGUUGCACAAGGAAAGAGAGGAGAGAAAAAUUGAGCGUGAAAGACAACGUCGCCGUGCAGAAGCUCAGGCUGCAUACGAGAAGGCCAAGAAGCAAGAGGAGUCAUCUUCCAGUAAGAAACCUGGAGGCUUCCCGGGAGGUAUGCCUGGAGGCUUCCCUGGAGGUAUGCCUGGAGGCUUCCCUGGAGGUAUGCCUGGAGGCAUGCCUGGAGGUAUGCCGGGGGGUAUGCCUGGAGGUAUGCCGGGAGGUAUGCCUGGAGGUAUGCCGGGUUUCCCUGGUAGCAUGCCAGGAGGGGUUCCUGGAAAUGUUGAUUUUGGCAAAAUAUUGAAGGACCCUGAACUGAUGGCGGCAUUUAGUGAUCCAGAAGUCAUGGCUGCUCUUCAAGAUGUAAUGAAGAACCCUGCUAAUCUUUCGAAGCAUCAAGGAAAUCCCAAGGUGGCUCCCGUAAUUGCAAAGAUGAUGAGCGAAUUUGCAGGACCUAAGUAGUAAACUGUUUCAAUAUUAAAAUCGUGUUUGUGGGAGAUCAACUUGGUGUAAGUUAUGGCAGGCAGGAUCCUCUAUGUUACAUUGGGGUGAUUUUGUCAGUUUCAACAUCCAAAACCAUGGUGGUGGUGUGAGCAACGAUACCUGUUUAUUUCAGAUUUGAAAAAUGGUUUAAUAGAAUGGUGGCUUGAUAUGA